Sipha flava (yellow sugarcane aphid) is the source of this 1643-nucleotide messenger RNA. RefSeq names its product elongation of very long chain fatty acids protein AAEL008004. The transcript has 9 exons. Gene Ontology annotation, biological process: very long-chain fatty acid biosynthetic process; fatty acid elongation, polyunsaturated fatty acid; fatty acid elongation, monounsaturated fatty acid. Bases 708 to 1643 code for a protein of 311 amino acids. The record is from RefSeq and is a predicted model, not a curated record. Gene Ontology annotation, cellular component: endoplasmic reticulum membrane. Gene Ontology annotation, molecular function: fatty acid elongase activity. NCBI's taxonomy places the organism in Eukaryota, Metazoa, Arthropoda, Insecta, Hemiptera, Aphididae.
UUGGUAUGUGUGUAUGUGUUCGUGCGAGUUUGCAUACAAGUAUUUGUGUUUAGUAUUAUACAUGCAUUUGAGUGGACGGAAAGUGUGUGUCUGUUGUGUGUGUGUAUGAGUACGAGGGAGAAUAGUGAAACGGAUCGUGUAGAGGGUGAGGUAGAAGAAAAAGGGAUACACAAGUCGGCUUUGAUUCGGUCGUUUUGAAUCGCCUUUAAACGCGUGAAAUAUGAUUUAUUGAAAUCCCGUUCGCUGUGAACAUAUGCAUCGAUUUUAAUAUUAUUUACCAUAAGCAACUCCACCACCGUCUCGUAACAGGCACGUGAAAAUAAGAAGUUUUCUUUAUCUGCGGCGAGUUUGUGUGCGCGUGUGUGUAUUUGUGAUUUUAUAUCGUUAUCCGUUCAUUGUCGACCACUACCGUUCAACAUCACUUCCGAGUAUCUGAGGGAACGCCGCUGCCACCAAAUCUGGUCAGCCUUCGUUUCUCGCUCAUUUGCACACAUUAUUUGGCAGCCAACAUAACAUGAUGACCGCCGUGGCCGUCGACUUUAACAUAAUCGUUGGAAUGCAUGUUUUGUAGAUGCUACUGCAAAAGGUCAUUGUAUAGGUUCCUUUUGUACAUAAAUCAUUCAUACCAGAAAUAACAGACUGGGACUAGUCACCGAACAGAUCUAAAGUAAAAAAUAAAAAAUAACUAUAAAACUUCAUUUUUUAAAAUGGCACAACUAGUCUUAAACAUAAUCGAUAGUUACCACGACAUAAUGGACAACAAAAGUGAUGCCAGAGUUAAUGGCUGGCCAAUGUUGUCCAGCCCGUUUCCGACAUUGUUUAUAUGUCUAUUUUACGCUUAUUUUGCUAAAAUACUUGGACCUAGACUAAUGGAAAAUCGAAAACCUUUUCAACUUAGAAAAUUGCUUAUAGUUUAUAAUGCAAUACAAACUGUGUUCAGCGCUUGGAUAUUCUAUGAAUACAUGAUGAGUGGUUGGGGUGGAUCGUACAGUCUAAAAUGUCAGCCAGUUGACUAUUCCAACAGCCCGAUGGCCUUGCGAAUGGCCCGCACAUGUUGGUGGUACUACAUUUCCAAAUUCACCGAAUUUUUUGAUACAUUGUUUUUCAUAUUAAGAAAGAAGAACCAACAAGUGUCGACGUUGCAUGUCAUCCAUCACGGAUGCAUGCCGAUGAGCGUCUGGAUGGGAAUGAAAUUCGCCCCAGGCGGUCACAGUACCUUUUUCGCGUUGCUCAACACAUUCGUACAUAUCGUCAUGUACUUCUACUAUAUGGUGUCAGCGAUGGGACCUAAAUAUCAAAAAUACAUUUGGUGGAAAAAAUAUCUCACCUCAUUCCAAAUGCUCCAAUUCGUGUGCAUAUUUAUCCAUCAGUUCCAAUUGUUGUUCGUCGAAUGCAACUACCCCAAGAGCUUCAUGAUUUGGAUAGGUCUGCACGGCGUUAUGUUUUUAUUCCUGUUCUCUGACUUUUACAAAUCCAAAUAUACCAGUAAUGGUAAACGAAGACCGACAAAUGACGGAGGAUGCAUGCCGGUAGAAGGAGCAAGUUACAGUAAAUGUUCUUCUAACGAACACGACAAUGUUGUAUACUAUUCAAAUGGUAUCGUCAACGGUUUCAAAUCAACUGAAGAUGCCAAAACCAAAUAG